Messenger RNA from Echinops telfairi (small Madagascar hedgehog), 945 nucleotides. RefSeq names its product olfactory receptor 4F15-like. The coding region runs from base 7 to 945 and encodes 312 amino acids. The record is from RefSeq and is a predicted model, not a curated record. NCBI's taxonomy places the organism in Eukaryota, Metazoa, Chordata, Mammalia, Afrosoricida, Tenrecidae. The transcript has a single exon. Gene Ontology annotation, molecular function: G protein-coupled receptor activity; olfactory receptor activity. Gene Ontology annotation, biological process: G protein-coupled receptor signaling pathway. Gene Ontology annotation, cellular component: membrane.
GCGGCGAUGGAGGGAGCCAACCACUCGGUGGUGUCUGAAUUUGUGUUCCUUGGACUCUCUAACUCGUGGGGGGUCCAGCUUCUACUCUUUCUCUUCUCCUCCAUGUUCUAUGUUGCAAGCUUGAUGGGGAACCUCCUCAUUGUGUUCUCUGUGACCCAUGACCCUCACUUGCACUCUCCCAUGUACUUCCUGCUGGCCAAUCUUUCCUUUCUUGAUCUGGGAGUUUGCUCGAUUGCAGCCCCCAAAAUGAUUUAUGACCUUUUCAGAAAGCACAAAGCAAUCUCCUUCGGGGGCUGUAUAACCCAGGUCUUCUUUAUUCACGCGAUUGGAGGCACAGAAAUGGUGUUGCUCAUCGCUAUGGCCUUUGACAGGUACAUUGCCAUCUGUAAGCCUCUCCACUACCUGACCAUCAUGAACCCACGGAGGUGCAUUGUGAUUUUGAUUACUGCCUGGAUUCUUGGCUUCAUCCACUCAGUGGCCCAGUUGGCUUUUGUUGUAGACUUGCCCUUUUGUGGCCCUAAUGUAUUGGACAGCUUUUACUGUGACCUACCUCAGCUCAUUAAACUUGCUUGCACAGAGACCAACAGACUUGAAUUCAUGGUCACAGCCAACAGUGGACUCAUCUCUGUGGGUUCCUUCUGUGCACUGAUCAUUUCUUACAUCUUCAUUUUGGCCACUGUUCGGAAACACUCUUCCAGUGGUUUAUCCAAGGCCCUCUCCACGCUGUCAGCUCAUGUCACUGUGGUGGUUCUAUUCUUUGGGCCUCUAAUCUUCUUCUACACCUGGCCCUUCCCCUCCUCGCACUUGGACAAGUUUUUUGCUAUCUUUGAUGCAGUUCUCACCCCUUUUCUGAAUCCAGUCAUCUACACAUUCAGGAACAAAGAAAUGAAGACUGCAAUGAGGAAACUUUGCCGUCAGCUUGUGACUUACAGGAAGUUACUCUAA